AUGUCAGUGGACCCCAGAAAGAGGAAGAGCCGGCACGUUUUGACGCCGGACAACUUGUCUACCGCGAUUCAAGUGAGCAACCUGCCCGCAGACUGGACGCAGGACAUAGCGAGUUCUGUGGUUGCCGGGUCUGGGCCAGUGGUUGACAUAGCAGCCAAGACUGACCCAAGGACUGGGAAACUGAACGCCAUUGUGUACGAAUACCAGUCGAGCAGGGACUGUGAGGAUGCAUACGCACUGCUCACCAAGAUACAGAGGUUCCCCUGUACUGUCGAGAGGAUAAUCCCGAGCAAUUACAAGGACAGGCUGCAACAGCAGCGGGACCGCGUCAAGCUGCCAGAGCUCGAGCUGAAGAGGGACUUGUUCCCCUGGGAACUCGGGCUGGAGUUGCCCUUCCAAAUGGUUACCAACGUGCCGAUCCCAAGAAAGCCCAACGCGAACGUGGAUAGCAGCAGUAACAACAAUAACAACAACCAGAAUAUAGUGUUCCCAGAUAUUCUCAGCAAGGCGUCAAGCCACUUGCCGCAAUUCCAGUCCGGGGUGUUGACAACGCCGGAUCCCGUGUCGCAGAAUCUGAGCAAGAUCCCGCCAUUGCAGCUCAUCGAAUUCAUAUCGAACUUGAAGAUCCUCGCAAAUCAGGGGAAGUCGAAGAGGGUGCAGUUGGAGCAGUUCCUCAUGGGGAACAACGACCUAGUCCUCUCCAUCUCGCAGGCACUUCUGGAGAUGGGGUUUAUAACACAAGACGUCGUCGGUGCCGUGAUCAUGCAAGCGUCUUCGGCCGCCUCUAACACGGCCGCAGCAGACCCGAAACUCACGAGGAGCGGUUCUAGCAGUAGCAGUAGUGGGCCUGCUGGCCCAGUACAGAAUGGCACUGGUCAAACUUCGCAUAGAGGGAGCUCGUCGAGCGAACCCACGACAACGACGGCGACGACUACAAUCCCUGCCCAGGCACCUAUACAGCCGCCCUUUGCGUUCCCAGCACAACAGUCCCCGCCACAGCAACAGCAACGGCAGCAGUUCCCACCGCAGCAAGUCCCCGCGGCGUCCCCGCCGCCUCUACUCUACAAGAACACAAGCGGCACGGCAAACGGGCCCAUGAUAGAUAUACUGAAGUUGCACAAGCUGCCACAGCAGCAGCAGGACAUGAUCAAGCAAGUGCUGACGCUGAGUGACGCACAAGUGCGGCAACUCCCACCGGAUCAGCAGACGAUGGUCUCAAAUCUGAAGGAAGAGUACCUCCUCUAA
Molecule: messenger RNA, 1245 nt
Organism: Huiozyma naganishii CBS 8797
Lineage: Eukaryota; Fungi; Ascomycota; Saccharomycetes; Saccharomycetales; Saccharomycetaceae
Gene: PTI1
Product: cleavage polyadenylation factor subunit PTI1
Exons: 1
Coding region: 1-1245 (414 amino acids)
Biological process (GO): mRNA 3'-end processing
Cellular component (GO): mRNA cleavage and polyadenylation specificity factor complex
Molecular function (GO): mRNA binding
Source: RefSeq, a predicted model, not a curated record